AUGGAGCAAGCAUAUGAGUCAUUGCUUGAAUUGACGGAGUCUCCUACGUUUGAUAUCUUCCAAUGUUUGUAUCAGCUAAAGAUCCACAUAGACAACAUUGGAGUCCAUCAUUACCUCGUCAAGAAGCUCUACAAUUUCAGCUACUUGGAAGUUGAAUUCCAUAUACCACAGCUUAUUCAAUUAUUGGUGAGUUUUGAAACGGAAUCGAUGGCAUUAAAUGACUUUUUGUUGGAUUAUAGUAGGAAAUAUCCUCAUUUUUGUUUGAUAACGUUUUGGAAUUUACAAGCGUAUGUGUUUGAGUUGAAGAAUGAUCCGGAAUCUUACUCGUUUCAUAUUGUGAGAAGUUUUAUUAAUGAGCUUCAGAACGUGAUGUUCAACCAGGAGGCUUUGCAUGAUUCACCAGCGGCACAGAAGAAACAUAGUGAGUUCAGAGAAAACUUGCAACCGACCAUCGCGAUGUGUGGUGCUGUUUUGGCUUCAAUUGCUGUUCCGCAGAUCAAUACUUAUUCCAGGCCUAUUAUUGAAUCGCAGGGAAGACAGCAGAAAUCACUUUUAUUUAAAUUGGCUAAUUUCCACAAGUCAUUGACCAAAAAUUUGACCCUCAAAAAUAGAGGAAGGGCAACGUCGAAUAGUGAAAAUGUCAAGACCGAUAAUGUACACCGCUCGUUGUCGAAUCCAGGUACUACUAAGACACAUGAUGAAUCGGUGAAAGGGGGUUUAGAUGAUAUCUCUAAGACCCCACAUAAGGUUCCAACUUCGGCCACCUUGUCCAGUUUGGAUACUUUGGAAGAUAGGCAUUAUAACAGUGACUAUUCGCUCGAAAGAGAUAUAAAGAUAAAUACGAGAAUUAUAUCCAAAAAAUCCUUCAUUAAGAGAGCAAAAGAGCUUGAACAACUUGGGUUGGAAUCGGAGUCACUUGUCGAUGUUAAUGCGGAUAUAUACACAAGACCACCUUUGAAAGAAAACAAAAUAGCAUUCCACUCAAUGCCUGAUUUGAGAUCAAAUAAUAGAGAAGGGUCACUCGAUGAAAUGCCCAUUACACCUGUCAUAUCUGACUCAUCGUCGACAUCACUUGCUUCAUUAGAUUUACAAGACCACAAAUAUGUGAAUAAUCAUAGAAUUCUUCCAAUGCAUCAAGACCAGAAGAUUAAGUAUUUACAGGUAAAUUAUUUUAAGAAGGAAACUGAGUUCAUGAUGGGUUUGCAAAAUAUAUCGAUGAGAUUGUCUCAAGUACCUAAAGAAGCACGUUUGACGUCCUUAAGAGCCGAGCUUUCAAUCAUUAAUAACACUAUAUUUCCAUCGGAAAUUGACAUUCCUCAGUUGUUACCAAUUAGUAGUAAACAAAAUAAAAAGUUUCACAGAAUAAUUAAACUUAAUGUGAAUGAAGCAUGUGUCUUGAACUCAGCCGAGAGAGUCCCAUUCUUGUUAUUAAUCGAAUAUUUGAGCGAAGAAAUGGAUUUUGAUCCGUUGAGUGAGCACAAUAAAAACAUUAUCCUUAGCAAAUCCACCCAUGAUUCUGUUUAUGCUAGUGGCAGACGCAGCAAAACAUCCACGACUGAUUUUGCUCGAUCAAGUAUUGAUUCUCCUCGUCAAAAUGAAAGUACUGAAGCAAACACAAGCUUUGACGAGGCUGAUUUAGGUGAUAUGUCUGUCGUAGCUCUUUCGAACGAGAAGAGUUUCAUUACCAAUCAUUUGAAUUCAAGACAGGCAAACGACAUGAGCACACAUAGAGUAGAUAUAUCGCUGCCUGCACCACAAAAGCCAAACCCAGAGAGAAGACAAACACCUGACUUAAUUUCACCUAGCUCACCAGGAACUCCUACUUUGGACACGAAGGACUUAUCUACUCAAAUGAGAAUAGCUGCAGUCAUGUUACAGCAACUUGAAAAAUCAGGCCAGACAAAUACUGAGCAAACUGCCGCUAUUAGAGCACGUAUUAUUGAUUCUAUGAAAGCAUUGCAAGAUAAAUUUGAGAACAUUGACUAUAAGCAGAUUCAAGCUAUGCAAAGUGUUCAUGUAGGAAAAAAUUCAACUGAUGCAGGUGAAAGGAAGCUAGAAAAUGAUUUCAAAUUAAGUGAAGAUUGGGCGACUAAGAAGAAUCGUAUAAGACAAGCUAGUGCCUAUGGGCAUUUAAAGAACUGGGAUCUUUGUUCGGUGAUUGCAAAAAAUGGUGAUGAUUUGCCACAGGAAGCUUUUGCUUGCCAAUUAAUAUCAAUGAUUUCAAGCAUUUGGAAAACAAACAAUGUCGGUGUAUGGACAAAAAACAUGAAAAUCAUAGUUACAAGUGCGAAUACUGGUCUUGUAGAGACAAUUAAUAAUGCCAUGUCGAUUCAUUCGAUCAAGAAAACUUUAACAGACUUAACAUUGAAAAGUGGUGAAAAUCCGAAAGGUAAAGUUGCUUCACUCAAGGAUUAUUUUAAUAAGGUUUAUGGAGAAGAAGAUUCAUACAAAUAUAAAAAGGCCCAAAGUAAUUUUGCUAGAAGUUUGGCUGCUUACUCAAUCAUUUGUUACCUUCUCCAAAUAAAGGAUAGACAUAAUGGUAACAUUAUGUUGGACAAUGAAGGUCAUAUUAUUCAUAUUGAUUUUGGAUUCUUAUUAUCAAAUUCACCGGGCAGUGUUGGCUUUGAAGCUGCACCUUUUAAGUUGAUAUUUGAAUACGUUGAAGUAUUAGGAGGCUUGGAUGGCGCUCAAUAUCUUAAAUUUAAGGAAUUAUGUAAAGAAUCAUUUAAGGCUUUAAGAAAGAAUUGUGAUCACUUAAUCAAUAUUGUUGAUCUAAUGCAAAAGGAUUCUAGUUUGCCAUGUUUCAAAAAUGGUUCUCAAACCAGUGUUUUGUUGAAGCAAAGAUUGCAAUUGGAUUUAACUGACGAAGAAUGUGAUGCAUUUGUGGAAACGGGCUUAAUUGGUAAAAGUAUUGGAAGUGUAUAUACAAGGUUAUAUGAUCAGUUCCAAUUACUUACACAAGGUAUUUAUAGUUAA
This is a messenger RNA of Debaryomyces fabryi, 2976 nucleotides long. RefSeq names its product 1-phosphatidylinositol 4-kinase (gene PIKA). Gene Ontology annotation, molecular function: 1-phosphatidylinositol 4-kinase activity. The transcript has a single exon. Lineage: Eukaryota; Fungi; Ascomycota; Pichiomycetes; Serinales; Debaryomycetaceae. The record is from RefSeq and is a predicted model, not a curated record. Gene Ontology annotation, biological process: phosphatidylinositol-mediated signaling; phosphatidylinositol phosphate biosynthetic process. Bases 1 to 2976 code for a protein of 991 amino acids. Gene Ontology annotation, cellular component: cytoplasm; membrane.